CCAACGUUUAGUUUAAAACCGCGUGUCUUCCGCUUCGACUGUGCUUCGGUCGUUCUAUCGCUCCUUGUUUCUUUUUAUUUUACCGAAAAUCGUUUUUCGUGUGCUAUGUAAAUUUGUUUAAAUAUGUAUAUUUUCCUUUACCAUUAUUUUUUCACGUUUAUUUUGUAAAGCUGGAAUUAAUCUAAGAUAUCGGUUUCUUGUUGUGUGAUUUUGUGUGCUUCGUUCGUCAACAGUUCGAUUUCCAUAUCAAAAAUGGCCGUGAUGGUGGAGCAAAGGUCUUUUAGACCUUUCAAGUCCAGCGAAGAAUAUUUAUACGCUAUGAAAGAAGAUUUAGCCGAAUGGUUGAAUAUUUUGUACCCCGAUCUGUACAUAAAUGUGAAUAAUUUUAUGGACAGAUUAGAUACCGGUGUUGCUUUGUGUAAGCACGCCAACAACGUGAGAAAAUACGCCGAAGAAUACGUAGACAGGCGGCAGGCGGCGGGCAAAACAAACGUGCACAGUAUCGCGACAUCGUGUUUACGCCUGCAACCGGUUCGAUUCUUGCCCGGUGCCAAAGCGGGCACAUUUUUCGCGCGCGACAACGUCUCGAAUUUUAUUACGUGGUGUCGGCACGGUCUCGGCGUUUACGAGUGUUUGCUCUUCGAAACGGACGACUUGAUAAUGCGCAAAAACGAAAAACACGUGAUCCUGUGCCUGCUCGAGGUGGCCCGAAGAGCCGCCAAGCUCGGUAUGCCGGCGCCCAUGCUCGUUCAUCUGGAACGCGAAAUAGACCGCGAAAUAGCGGCCGAGAAGCGUAAACUCAGGUUUGGCGGAUGUCAAGAUUACUACGAGCAAGUCUCCGACGAAGAAAGCGACCUUAGCGACGGAGAUGAUUGCGUCGAAUACGGACCUAUACCGCAAAUCGUUACCAAUGAUUUGAAAAGUCUGGAUGAGAUGGUACGCGACGAAGUGGAAAAGUGCCAAUGUCCGACUCAAUUCCCUAUGAUAAGAGUUUCCGAAGGAAAGUACCGUAUUGGAGAUACCAAAGUGUUGAUUUUCGUCAGGAUACUCCGAAGCCACGUGAUGGUUCGAGUAGGUGGCGGUUGGGACACGUUGUCGCAUUAUUUAGAUAAACACGAUCCGUGCAGAUGUCGAACCGCUCAUAGAGCAGCCGUAUCGUCGAGAAUAACCGGAGUUAAAAGCGGCGGACCGGCGUUAGAAAUAUCGCAUGCUCAAGUCCAUUACGACAGAUCACCGCCCAGAACCCGACGAUCUUCGACAUCGAGUAACAGCAGCGGCGGAGGUGGUGGCAUUUCUUACCUUCCCAGUGCGGCCACAUUGACGGCAAUGCACGCCAGACAAAAUCAAAGAUGUCGUUCACCGAUGAACACUCUAGCGCCGAAUGUGCCAUCGGAAAGACGCAGCCGAAGUCCGACACCUCGCAAGAAGAUGUCGAAUCUAGCUCCGGAGAAACCUCACAAACUUGGCCGUUCUCGUUCGCCGACUCCGACACCGAAACGAUCCAGAUCUCGGACACCUAAACCUGCAGCCAAGCAAUCGUCCACGACCAAGGAAAAAGAACGCUCGUGUAGUUACAUCGCCUCGAAUAAAGAUCUAACUCUGCACGUCGACGAAGAUGGCUGCGUCGUAUCCAGAAGUCGAUCGCCUUCGGUAGGCAAACGAUCAAGGAACAGUAGUCGUUCAUCGCGUCGAUUAUCAUCCGGAGUUGACGACGAAGAAACGCCAUCUCGUCGUGGACAGCAGACUGAAUGUGCCAGCGGAGUAGACUACUCGCCUACGAACCGGGUAUCCGAUAAUUUCGUCGGCACGAAUCAGUACCGAUUGCUGAAUACGAACGCUCCGUCCAACGAACAAACCUCAACUCGCCGUAGUCCAUCGCCAUGUUUGCAACGCAGUGGUAUCGAUACCACACCUGCGUGCAAAGUUGCCGAAAAUUUUGUCGGCACGAAUCAGUAUGAUUUACUGAACGCCAAUUCGAUCGUUACCUCAGCAGCCGCUGCUGACCAUCAGAACUCUAAAACUGGCCAACAGCAUAAAAAUCAACAUUCUGGCAGAAGCGGGGUCGAUACGACUCCGGUAUCCAAAGUAUCGGAUAAUUUCUGCGCAUCUGGCGGUACUGCUUCGAGAUCGAGUAGAUCUAGCGCCAGUGUCAAUGAUUUGGAUUUGAUUACCAAAAAGGAGAGCAACGAUAGCGGAUCCGAGGUGUCCGAUGAAGGAUACAAGAGUCUAGGAUUGGUAUCGACUCCUCCGGCUACUUCACACCAUACGACUGUGCCACCAUUGACCGGCUCACCUAGUCGCGUAGUCCGACCACCACGCAGCCGAAGCGCCGGAGGCCAAGAUUCGCCGAGUCCGCAACAGAGUCCAUUCCGGCGUAACUCGAAAGCCAAUCAAUCAGCUCGUCAGUCGCCCACCCAUCAAGCGAACGCCACCGCCAAACCGAUAUGCCAUUCGUCCAGAAACUACAACACGUGGAACAGCAGCGGCCACGCAGGCGGCGGCGGCGGCGACGGCUCCGGCCGAAAGAAAAGAGCCGCCAUCUCGGAGGAUACGUUCUGCCAACAGGUUGCCGAAAUUAUGCAACAGUACGCUGCCAUGAUGCCGAGCCCGCGUAAAGACUCGAAACCGGAUUCGAGGAUUUCGACGCGGAUACCAGCCCCGGUACCUAUUCAGAAAACGUAGUACAUGAUACCGUAUCGUACGUACGGAACGUACUGCGUGCACGUCGUCCCGCAGCAGCUUCUAUCGCCCUAGGGAAGCUGUUGCGUAUAGCAAAUUAGCGAGCUACGAGGUCGCCAAACAAACCAUCGAGCGCUGUAGAUUGCCAUUUUCAACACGUCGCCGCGCCGAUCGCGAUUGUGUCGUCUUCGUUCAUCGUAUACUACCUAGUAGCUGUUUCUGCAAUCUGCAAGUGCAGAUUUGCAAUUCGCACCAUCUCGAGUUUACCGUUAUUGCCUACCUAUUUAUGUACAGUGUAGUACAUAAUAUUUUACCUAAUCGAUAUGGAAUAAUGUGGAAUUAUGUAUAUUGUGGAUUGGAUAGAACAAAAUUACAUAUCCGAUGAGUCAGCAUCAUCAACGACACAUCUCUUCUUGAUACACCUUUUUCUUCUUGUUUUUUUUCUUUUCUAUAAAUACAUAAGUAUUCGAAGUCGAAACUUACAACUUACCUGUAACCUACCCCUUACCAUACCAUACUUUGUACCAAUACGUAAACCUGAUUGUGUUUAUUGGGUCUACGUAUGUAUAUCUUCUACGUUAUUACCUAUUUUGUAUUUGUUUCUCGUUUUCCUUAGCGGUACGACUGAUAUUUAUUGCGUUGAAUACCUACCUACAUAUUAGGAUAGAUAUUUAUUUUUAUUUUUCCCCUUUUGUUUUCAUUUAUUCAUACACACUUCUUUGUUGUAUUGCAUUGUAUUGUACAUAGUUGACUGAUGAGUAUAGAUAUAGAUAAGAGGCCUACCUUGAGACUUUACUUACAAUUGAACUUACCUGUCUAUGUGCAAAGUCCAUAGAGGGGGUGGGGGAAGGGGGUCUUAUUUGAAAGAAUCUUUUCCCUCAAAUUUCGAAGAAAAAAAAAUACUCAACCAUGGCUAGAUUAAUUUUCAUCCUUAGGAUUUGAAUUUUCCAAAACUGAAACCUUUGUGUUAUUCCAUGUCUUGUGUAUUUUUUUGUUUUUUUUCUCUAUGUGUGUGUGUGUAAAAUGGUGCUUCGACAACGAGGGGAAAUAAUAUGUGAUAUUUUUGUAUCGAUGUGGUAUUUCGUUCGAACUACGUACUCGCAAUAAUAAUUGUUAUGUAAAGUAUAAUUUUAUUUUCCCUUUUUCUUCCCUGUAUUUUCUUUUCUUUUUUUUUGUUUCUUUUAUAAUUCCAUAGUUGCAAAGAUUGUUGUUAUUUUGAUUAUUGUUAUUUCUUUUUUUUUAUACGAUACCUUUUGUAGCUUAAUUAACCAUUUAAAUAAUGUAAAAUUAAACGUACCUACUCGUACAUUAUAAAUAAUAAGUAACCAAAGUAACCCGUAUUACUGAUACCUUUACAUUUGUAAUAAUUGUACCUACCUUGUAUUUACCUCCCAUUUCUUGGAUACAGAGCUUUAGUUUUGCAUUUUCUUCGGUACCUUCACCUGUCACCUGUUCUUUUUUUUUUUUUUUUUUUUUCUUAUAAAUUGAAGUUAUUCGAAAAAGUCCAUUUAAAAACUCAUUUUAGAGAGAAAAUUUUAGAAAACAAUGCAUUUCUCUUCUCUCUUCCUUCCUCCUAAUUUCCUGUUCUGAUAAUUAAAGUAGAAAAUCGUCACAGUUAUUAUGGCCAUUAUAAAAUAUGCUAAUUUAAAUUCAAUCUAAAACCCCCAUCAAAACAUAAAGAGUAGAAUAAAAAUUGAAAAUUAAUUAAAAUUCAUCAUCACUUUGAUCUAACUUGAAAAAAAAUUCCAACAACUGGAAGAAUUGCACAGCUAAAAGCUCUGAAUUAAAAAUGUAAAAAUCCUAACACGUUUUCAAGUCUCAAAAUGUUGAAAGAAUAUUAUUGGACAUUUUAUGUAAAAUAAUCUUAGUUUGAAUUUCCAUUAACACGUUUAUAUUGUUUGUUUUUUUAGGGUACAUUGUGAUAAAAAUAAUAUUAAUAUUAAUGUAAUCCAUUCAUCGAUUCAAAUAUUUCAAAAUGCGUUUUGCGUAGUGGUGCUUUAUAAUGCUACGUGGUGUGUUUGUGUGUAUUUUGUUUGUAUUUUGUAAAAAAAUGAUUUUCUCGACGUUGAAAAAAGACAAGUCUUUAAUGAAAGCAAUAAUUUUUUUUUUGUAAGUAGAUUAUUUAAGUGUAUUUUUCCCCUGUCAAAUAAUAAUACAAUAUUGUAUUUUUUUCUUUA
Molecule: messenger RNA, 4856 nt
Organism: Planococcus citri (citrus mealybug)
Lineage: Eukaryota; Metazoa; Arthropoda; Insecta; Hemiptera; Pseudococcidae
Product: GAS2-like protein pickled eggs
Exons: 9
Coding region: 253-2682 (809 amino acids)
Biological process (GO): regulation of microtubule polymerization or depolymerization; protein localization to microtubule plus-end; actin crosslink formation
Cellular component (GO): cytoplasm; stress fiber; actin filament
Molecular function (GO): microtubule binding; actin filament binding; cytoskeletal adaptor activity
Source: RefSeq, a predicted model, not a curated record